AUGACUUCGUAUUCUCUGCGCGUUGGAUGCAGUAUUCGUGAUAUCCUGACACCUGCACUUGUGGUAGACCUACAAAAGUUAGAUUAUAACUUAAAGAGACUGCCUGAAUCUUUGAAAGGAAUCAAUAUCAAUAUUAGGCCCCAUGCUAAAGCCCACAAAUGUCCAUCUUUAGCCCAUUUUCAGAUUAAACAUGGCUCCGUCGGAAUGUGCUGUCAAAAGUUAUGCGAAGCUGAGAGCAUGGUAACUGGUGGUAUCAAAGACAUCUUGUUGUCCAACGAGCUUGUUGGAAAAUCCAAACUUACCAGGCUAGCUUUGCUAGCUAGAAAUGCACAUAUUACUGUAUGCAUUGACAACGAAGACGUUGCUUCUCAAUUAUCUCACAUUGCCAAAGAUUUAAAUGUUGAAUUGGAUGCCUUAGUGGAGAUUGAUGUAGGUCAAGAGAGAUGUGGUGUACCGCCAGGAGAAGCUGCUGUUAACCUCGCUCGUCAUUUAACCAGCUUACCCAAUUUACAUUAUAAAGGGAUUCAAGCCUAUCAAGGGUGGAAUCAACACAUUAGGAAGUAUAACGAUAGAAAGGCAGCGGUUGACAUGGUAGUAACGAAAGUAAAAGUUACUUUAGAGGCUUUAAGAAAACAUAAUUUACCUUGUGAAAUUGUGACCGGUGGAGGCACUGGAACUUACAUAUUUGAAGCCAAUAGUGGAGUGUACACAGAGGUUCAACCGGGUUCAUAUGUUUUUAUGGAUGCAGAUUACGGCCGAAAUUUUGAUCAGAAGGACGAAUAUGUAUCGGAUUUCCGGCAAAGUCUGUUUGUGCUGAGUACUGUCGUCAGUGUUACGCCUGGUCAACGUGCCGUAUUAGAUGCCGGACUGAAAGCGAUUAGCCUUGAUUCUGGCGUACCUGUUUUAGCAGAUUACCCAGAACUAACUUUCAAUAAUGGUGGAGAUGAACAUGGGAUCAUUACACCAGCUGGCAAUUUCAAGGUUGGUGACACGGUAUGGCUUGUUCCUGGACAUUGUGAUCCAACAGUCAAUAUGUACGAUAAUCUGAUCGGUAUCAGAAACGGAAUUGUAGAAUGCGUCUGGCCAAUUUCAGGUCGUGGACCUGGAGUUUAG
Molecule: messenger RNA, 1113 nt
Organism: Trichoplax adhaerens
Lineage: Eukaryota; Metazoa; Placozoa; Uniplacotomia; Trichoplacea; Trichoplacidae
Exons: 9
Coding region: 1-1113 (370 amino acids)
Biological process (GO): D-serine catabolic process
Molecular function (GO): D-serine ammonia-lyase activity
Source: RefSeq, a predicted model, not a curated record